Molecule: messenger RNA, 795 nt
Organism: Fusarium vanettenii 77-13-4
Lineage: Eukaryota; Fungi; Ascomycota; Sordariomycetes; Hypocreales; Nectriaceae
Exons: 1
Source: RefSeq, a predicted model, not a curated record
AUGCGUCUUUUGAAUACAACUUCACUAAAACUUGAAUACUUUGUGGAAGACGAAACACCCAUGUACGCCAUACUAUCUCACAGAUGGGAAGCCGAGGAGAUCCUAUUUGAAGAUGUCCAGACCAAGGAGUGGCCUCAAAAGAGAGGUGCUAAGAAGGUCAAGAAAGCCUGUCGUCGGGCUAAGAGGGAUGGUUUCGGGUACAUCUGGAUCGACACCUGCUGUAUAGACAAAAGCAGCAGCGCUGAACUUUCCGAGGCCAUUAACUCCAUGUUUAAUUGGUACCAUGAUUCUCAAGUAUGUUAUGCAUACUUGUUUGAUGUUCCCAGGAAGGAUUUCAACGAAAGUGAAUGGUUUACUCGAGGAUGGACACUACAAGAACUUAUCGCCCCCCAGCAAGUCCAUUUCUUUGACCGUCAGUGGGAAAAGAUCGGGGACCGCCUAUCCCUGCUCGACUCUAUCGUCGACAUAACAGCGAUUGAUCGACGAGUCCUUGGGCGAGGACAACACCAUCGACAUUGCAGAGGCCACGAAGAAGACGAGGUCUACGAAGAGGGGUGUCCAUGCGUAAGGGACAACGGUUCCCGGGCGUUUCGUCGGCUACUUUCGUCAUUCAACGUGGCCACGCGCAUGUCAUGGGCAAGCAGACGAGUUACGAAACGUGUGGAAGACCAAGCAUAUGCCCUCCUGGGGUUAUUCAACGUGAAUAUGCCCCUUCUAUACGGCGAGGGAACAAAGGCAUUUCGGCGCCUUCAGCAAGAGAUUAUCCGAAAUUCCAACGAUCAAUCUAUCCUCGCU